Drosophila ananassae is the source of this 2979-nucleotide messenger RNA. RefSeq names its product casein kinase I (gene CkIalpha). The record is from RefSeq and is a predicted model, not a curated record. Gene Ontology annotation, cellular component: cytoplasm; nucleus. The transcript is spliced from 4 exons. Lineage: Eukaryota; Metazoa; Arthropoda; Insecta; Diptera; Drosophilidae. Gene Ontology annotation, molecular function: ATP binding; protein serine/threonine kinase activity. Gene Ontology annotation, biological process: signal transduction; peptidyl-serine phosphorylation; negative regulation of canonical Wnt signaling pathway. The coding region runs from base 512 to 1525 and encodes 337 amino acids.
UGUCAUCAUUAGUGAGGGCCCACCACUACUGUCAAGCAAAAGCAUUUUUGCUGGAGAGUCUAACCAUUUUAUUUUAGUUAAUAAAAUACAUAUAUUUCCACUCUUUUUUUCCGUUGUACGCGCGUGCGAAAAGGAAAAGUGCAAGUGUGUCCAUCGAGCAAUAAUAUUCGAUUGGAAGGAAGUGAUUCGAGCGGAUCCGUGCGACGAAAUUUUCCCCGUUUCGUUUUUCGUUCGUUCGUGCGUUUUUUUUUUUUCUCCACUCUCUCGGCCAAGCAGCAGCAGCAGCAGCAGUACCAGUACCAGCACCAGCGUAUUGUAAAAAAAAUUUUUUUGAGACCUUGAGAAAACACCCAGCACGACGAUAUUCCAACUGCUGAAAAAACAAAAGAAAUUAAGAAACGAAACGGUUAUAUUCGUUCGCUUCUGUUUCUCCAUCAAGUGAUAGCGUUAGAGACCCAGUGCUUCAACGGAGCAGCCAGAGGGCAGAGGAGGAGCAGAGAAGCCAGCCAAGAUGGACAAGAUGCGGAUAUUGAAGGAAAGCCGCCCCGAGAUAAUCGUCGGUGGCAAAUAUCGUGUUAUCAGAAAGAUUGGUAGCGGAUCGUUUGGUGAUAUCUAUCUGGGAAUGAGCAUCCAGAGCGGCGAGGAGGUGGCCAUCAAAAUGGAGAGCGCCCAUGCCCGUCAUCCCCAGCUGCUGUACGAGGCCAAGUUGUAUCGGAUUUUGAGCGGAGGCGUUGGCUUUCCCCGCAUCCGUCAUCACGGCAAGGAGAAGAACUUUAAUACACUGGUUAUGGAUCUGCUUGGACCAUCGCUCGAGGAUCUAUUCAAUUUUUGUACACGCCACUUUACCAUUAAGACGGUUCUGAUGCUGGUGGAUCAAAUGAUCGGACGACUCGAGUAUAUUCAUUUAAAAUGCUUCAUUCAUCGCGACAUUAAGCCGGAUAACUUUUUAAUGGGCAUUGGUCGGCAUUGCAAUAAGCUAUUCCUGAUCGAUUUUGGACUGGCGAAGAAGUUCCGUGAUCCCCACACACGCCACCACAUCAUAUACCGUGAGGACAAAAAUCUAACCGGCACCGCCCGCUAUGCCUCGAUUAAUGCCCAUUUGGGCAUUGAACAAUCACGUCGCGACGACAUGGAGUCCCUUGGCUACGUAAUGAUGUACUUUAAUCGCGGCGUCCUGCCAUGGCAGGGCAUGAAGGCAAAUACAAAGCAACAGAAGUACGAGAAGAUCUCCGAAAAGAAAAUGUCAACGCCCAUCGAGGUCCUGUGCAAGGGCUCGCCGGCCGAGUUCUCCAUGUAUCUGAACUAUUGUCGUAGCCUGCGCUUCGAGGAGCAGCCGGAUUACAUGUACCUACGCCAAUUGUUCCGCAUACUGUUUAGGACACUGAACCAUCAGUAUGACUAUAUCUACGACUGGACAAUGCUGAAGCAGAAGACCCACCAGGGUCAGCCGAACCCAGCUAUACUCCUGGAGCAAUUGGACAAGGACAAGGAGAAGCAGAACGGCAAGCCCCUGAUCGCAGACUAAGAUAGGAAGGACGACGGAAUAAAGAGGAGGAGACAGGAGACAGGAGACAGGAGGAGCCGGAAGAUAAGGAGGAGUUGCAGUAGGAGUAGGAGGAUGAGAAAGGUGGGGGACGAAAAGUUAAAAAAAAAAAAAACACGAGAAGCCGAUACUGAAAACAAAAAAGAAAUAAUAAGAAGAAAUGAAAUAACAUCAUGUGGGAGAAUAGGAUGUUUCUUAAUAUUAAUUGAAAAAUUCAAUACUAAACAAAUAAGAAGAAACCACAAAAACAAAAACAUAAACAAAAACAAAAACACAGACAGCAACAACUGCAACAGCUGCAACAAAAAAAAGAAAAACAUAAAAUAAUGAAAAAAGAAAAGGCCCCAUCAGGUGUGAAUUGGGAGAAAAAAAAAACAAUUAAUAAUGACUCCAAAAUUUGAAUUAAAUUUCAAAAAGAAAGAAAGGAAAAAAAAAAUAAUAAUAAAUUUCAAUUCACACCUCGAACCCAAUACACUCGCUCACUUAAAGCAUACUCGCCCACUCGACCACCCACCACCCACCACCCACACACACUCACCCACACACACACUCACCCACACACACACACAGUCUCUCAAAGCAUCAUUGUCCACAAAAAGUAAACAAAAAAAAUAUAAAAUAAAAAAUUUAAGAUGAAACAAGAAGGAAAAAAAAUUAAAAAAAAAACUUAGCCUAAUAAAUUACAAGAAAUAAUAACGGUAAUGAUGAUAAGGAGAAUAAGUAAAAACAAAAAAACAAGAAAAAAAAGGAUAAUGAGGAGGCAGGAGUAACAGAAGUAACACUAAAAUAUAUAUAUAUAUAAAUACAUAUAUAUAUGUAUGAUAUGUAUGAUGUAUGAGGGUAUAUAUAGUAUAUAUGUAUGUAUAUAUAUAAGCGAAUAAACACCAUAUAUAUAUGUAUGCAUAUAUCCCAUUUGAUUCACAUCCGAUCGAAUAAAAUGCUUAAUUUCGAUCAAGAGAGAAAGAGAGAGAGAGAGAGACACCAGAAGGGCUCUACCACUAAUUCAAAUUGGAAAUAAAUAAGAAACGAAAAUAAAAAUUAAUAAAAAUAAAUAGAAACAAAAAACACUCAAAAAGCAUGAAGAAUAAUGUUAAAAAAAAAAAACAAAUGCAAAAAGCCAACUGAGAUGGGGGAAAAAUAAAUAAAAUACAAAAAUAAAAAAACAAAACCAGAAACAAAAGCAACAAGAAUAAUGCAAAACAAAUAAUAAAUAAAUAAAUAAAUAAUAAUUAAAAUUACAAUCGAGGAAGAAAAAGGAAAAAGAAACAAAAAACACAAAAACAUGAAGAAAACAACAAAAAAAACCCAAAAAACAAGAAAAACACAGAACGCAAAACUGCAAAGUAAUUUUGCAUAGUAAGCAGUAAUAAUUAUAAACAUAACUUAUAUUUAAUUUUUUGAAUUACAUCAAUAAAUAUGUUGAAAUUAAAUUUCGA